Molecule: messenger RNA, 3484 nt
Organism: Uloborus diversus
Lineage: Eukaryota; Metazoa; Arthropoda; Arachnida; Araneae; Uloboridae
Product: skin secretory protein xP2-like
Exons: 3
Coding region: 35-1507 (490 amino acids)
Source: RefSeq, a predicted model, not a curated record
CUCAAUAGAAUCCAUUCUCAACACUUCUCUAGACAUGAAGCUAACGAACGUCACGUAUUUACUAUCUGUGAUUGCUUGUGCGGCUGCCCUCGGAUAUUAUCCUUCCUCCUAUUCCUAUGGAGCACAAAGUCCAAUUAGCUAUUCUACCCUUGGAGGCAUUGGAGGCAUCUCAUAUGGCCAGGGAGGAUACAGUUCUUCCGGUUUAAUUGGAGCAUACCCAGUUUCUGGCUAUGGAGUCGGAGGAUCAAUCUAUGGAGGGGCGGGAUAUAGAACUAUUUCAGCGCCUAGCUACGGAGGAGCAGCAUAUAGAACAAUUUCAGCACCUAGCUACGGAGGAGCAGCAUAUAGAACAAUAUCAGCACCUAGCUACGGAGGAACAGCAUAUAGAACAAUUUCAGCACCUAGCUACGGAGGAGCAGCAUACAGAACAGUUUCAGCCCCAGCUUAUGGAGCAUCAAGACUUCUUACAGCACAAACUCCAGUUUUUUACUCAGAAGCACCUACUGUAGUAUCAGCUCCCGCCCCUGUAAUUCAAAGAGUGGCUACUCCUGUUAUUCAAAGAGUGACUGCCCCUGCCCCUGUUAUCCAAAGGGUGGCCGUCCCCGCUCCUGUCAUUCAGAGAGUGGCUGCCCCAGCUCCUGUCAUUCGAAGAGUGGCAGCCCCAGUUCAAGUCAUAUCUGCACCUGCUCCAGUUUCUCCCAGAUUAUACAGUGCACCAGCACAGGUUUACAGAGCUCCAGCUCGAGUCAUUAGCGCACCAGCGCAGGUUUACAGAGCUCCUGCUCAAGUCAUUAGUGCACCAGCACAAGUUUACAGAGCUCCAGCUCGAGUCAUUAGUGCACCAGCACAAGUUUACAGAGCCCCAGCUCGAGUCAUUAGUGCACCAGCACAGGUUUACAGAGCUCCAGCUCAAGUCAUUAGCGCCCCAGCUCCCAUUAUACGAAGAAUAUCUGCACCAGCACAGGUUUACAGAGCUCCAGCUCAAGUCAUUAGCGCCCCAGCUCCCGUUAUCCAAAGAGUAUCUGCCCCAACUGUUUUACGAGCAGCUCCUGCACCUGUUAUCCGUACCGUAGCUGCACCAGCCCCCAUUAUUAGCACUAAGGGUUCUCCACUCUACAGUGCUCCAACGUAUAGCAGCAUCGCUGCUCCUGCGUAUACCAGUGUCGCAGCUCCUGCACCAAUCAUUGCCCGCAGUCCCGCAGUUUCCAGAGUUCAAUAUGCUCCAGUCCUGACUUCUGCUGCAGCACCUUCAUCUUAUACCUUAGGAGGAAUUGGAGGUUCUUACGAAGUUGGUAAUAUUGGUGGCGCAACUUCUUACACCCUUGGAGGAGCUGGAGGAUCCUAUGGAAUUGGUAAUGUCGGUGCAACUUCCUACACCCUUGGAGGAGCUGGAGGAGCCUAUAGAUCAAGCGAACUAUACAACCUAGGAGGUUUGAGUAGUAUUGGAGGAAUCAGAAGUUAUUCCUUCCCUGCCAUUAGAAGCUACAGUGGCAAAAGCAUAAAAUAGAAGAAUUCGCAUUUUUCGUCGAAGUGCAGGAACUAAAUGAAAAUCCUUAAAAAAAAUUACAGAUGUAAACUUAAAAAUACAUUUAAACUUAAAUCGAAACAAGUUUUUUAAAAUAUGUUUGGCAAUAAAUACAAGGCCAUUUUCUGAAAAAUUUUUUAGUUAAAAUAUGUGAACCUGGAUCUUUCUUAGCGCAGCAUACAUCAGAUUUUACCAUAAAUAUUAUUUCUAAUACAACUGCUACUCCAACUUACAAAAAACUUACAUUACAAACUGUUUCAAAUUGAGAAAGUAAAAAUUUGGACACCUGUGAGCAUUUUCUUCGGGUUGAUUUCUUUGAAAUAUAAUCUCCAAGUUUUUUUCCUAUCUUCUUCCUAAAAUAUAACUGCAGUGUUUGUGUUGUGGACACUCACGUUUCAAACAUACUUUUGUGAAGCACUCAUGAAAUUUGAUUGAAAUUUGAAGAGUUUUACUAUAUUUUUAUAAAUAUAUGCUUAUCUCAGCUUUAAUUAUGUGCGUAAUUAUACACCCGAAUAUUAUUGAAAGAAAGUUUUAAUAUUCAAAGUUUCCCCCUUAAAAUUCAGUCCAAUUUAACCUUAAUGCGAUAUAAGAAUAUGUAAUUCAUUUUACAAAUUCUUAUUUCAUUUAUUUAUUCACUUUGUUCUAACACAUAAUCAACAGUACUAUGGUGGUUCAAGUACACAGCAUUAAAACACUUAUUGUACGUUUAUUUUUAAAAAUAAACAAUACAAUGUGGUGCGAAAUAUUUUCAUUAUAAGUAUAAUGGGCAAAAAUAGAAAAUCAUAAAUAUUGUUUGCGUAUGCUUUUUUAUUCAAAUUAUUUAGUUCUACCUUAUGUAAAACAACAUCUUUGAAUGUCCAUGAAGAAUGUUUCGCAAGCUAAAUAUAACUGAAUUUCUCGUUUAAUUAAUUACCUUUUAAAAUUGUUUUAAAAAAAUGUUGAAAAGCCUUUUUUUAUGCUCCUGCUCUUAUAAAACCAUGUUAUAGUAUUUUCUCCUGUUUACUAAUUGUUUUUCCCUAAAAAUAUUCUUCUUUUCAACAUUGUGAUUAAAAGAUCUUUUAAAUGUGCUUUCUGUAUUUUCGCCAACGAACUUCCUAGUUCGUUGCUUUGCAAACUAAUUGCAUUUUACUACUCAACUUCUUUUUCUUUUUUUCAAUUCGAAAUUUUUUUUCAGAAAAUUACUAAAACUUCUUUCAAAAAUUAUUUAAGUUUAUUUUCCUCAAUUUUCGAAGAUCGUCUUCAAAAUAAUAAAUACUAUUGAACUAAAAAGCCUAAAAUGAAAUUCACUUUUUAAAAACCUUUUUUAAAAGUAUGUGUUUUCCAAUUAUCAUUUCUUUUAAAAACUUCAUUUAUUUUUUCUUUCGUCCAAAUUUUUAAGUGCAUUUACAAAUGAUCUGUCGAAAUUUCUUACAUAUGUAAAACGAAAUAUAAUAAAUAUAGUACAGUUGUAGCUGCAUAAACUAUCCAAAACUGAAAUCAACAACAUCCAUGGGGAAAUCAUAAACGUUAUUGCAAUUUCAGAAAUACUUAUUAACAUUUAUAUAUGAUGCAGUGGAACUUUCUUUCAAAUGCUAACUAGCAAAAAGUCUACUCUAACAGCCAAUAUAUUUAAUAGUAUAUGUCUAUGUAUUCAAUGAAGCAACGAAAAAAAACUUGCAGAGAGAAGAUUUACACAUCUUACAUAUUCUUCUGAAUAUCGAUUUUUUCUUAAAUUAGUACUUUGGAAUUUAUAAUAAAUAUCUCUCAAUAUUAAAAAAUAUUUUGUGAUAUAUUUUUCUCAAUCUGCACAUUUAUCCGAUAAUUUUAACUCUGUACAUUUCCGGCAAUUUCUGUUCAGUGUGUUUCUGAUAAUUUCAAUUCUGUACUUAUUCCCGAUAAUUUCAUUGUCACUUUGCAAUACUUCUUCAAUGCCUCUCAAACAAAAGAACCUGAAAAAUAAUCCAAUGAAAUGUAAUAAAA